CACUGCGCUGUGCGCUCGUCCGCCGUCGCUCGGCGCGCCGCGAUGCGCAGAGGGACCGCGCUGCAUCAUGAAGCUCCGCAGCAAGGCGGCGGCGCUGCUCCUGCUCGCGCUGGCCGCGCUGCUGCUCGCGCUGCUGUCCCUGCGCGCCGGCCGCGCCGAGCCCCCCGGGGUCCCCGCGCCGCCCGCGCGCGCCGCGUCUGCCCCGCAGCGCCGCCCCGCGCCAGUCCCUGCGUUCCUGCCCGGGCCGGGCGUCCCUCCCGGGGCUCGGAGGCGACGGCCCCCGCGUCCGCGCCCACGAGCCGGUCGCCGGGGCGCGGCGAGCCUGGAGAAGUUGGCGAGGAGAUCUGAAGAGGCCAGGAGUUUCCAGGCCGUGCUGCCGCCCCAGCUGUGGAUGCACCUGGCCGUGGUGGCCUGUGGCGAUCGGCUGGAGGAGACCCUGGUCAUGCUCAAGUCGGCCGUGCUGUUCAGCCACAGGCAGAUGUACUUUCACAUCUUCACGGAAGACACGCUGAAGCCCGAGUUUGAUAAGCAGUUACGACAGUGGCCUGACUCAUAUACAAAGAAAUUUGAGCACAGAAUCUACCCCAUCACAUUUUCUGUUGGAAACCCUCAGGAGUGGAAGAAAUUAUUCAAACCCUGUGCUGCCCAGAGACUCUUUCUUCCGGUGAUUUUAAAGGAUGUGGACUCCCUACUCUACGUGGACACUGAUGUUCUCUUUCUGAGGCCUGUUGACGACAUCUGGAAGCUUCUGAGGCGGUUUAACUCCACCCAGCUUGCAGCCAUGGCCCCUGAGCAUGAAAUCCCGAAGAUUGGCUGGUACAGUCGCUUUGCUCGGCACCCCUUCUACGGCACUGCAGGAGUGAAUUCUGGGGUCAUGUUGAUGAAUUUAACUCGAAUAAGAAGUACCCAGUUCAAGAACAGCCUGAUCCCCACAGGCCUGGCUUGGGAGGACAUGUUGUUCCCUCUGUACCAGAAGUACAAGAAUACCAUCACAUGGGGUGACCAGGAUUUGUUAAACAUCAUUUUUUAUUUCAACCCAGAGUGUCUCUACGUGUUCCCCUGCCAGUGGAACUACCGCCCGGAUCACUGCAUGUACGGGAGUAACUGCAGAGAGGCUGAGCGCGAAGGAGUGUCUGUCCUGCACGGGAACCGAGGCGUGUACCACGACAGCAAGCAGCCAACAUUCAGAGCGCUGUACGAAGCAAUACGGGACUUUCCCUUUCAAGACAAUCUCUUUCAAUCCAUGUACUACCCACUUCAGCUGAAGUUUCUGGAGACGGUGCACACGUUAUGUGGACGAAUCCCGCAAGUGUUUCUGAAACAAAUUGAGAAAACCAUGAGAAGGGCUUAUGAGAAGCACGUGGUCAUCCAUGUUGGCCCCAACCAUGUGCACUGAGUAGCUCAUGAGGUUGCAAGUCAAUUAGGUGGACAUACUGAUCCCCAUGCUGCCUGGAUCCUUCUCUGUGUCCACCUUCAAUGGUAUUCUACCACUGUUGAGUUUAAAAAGUCUUGUUAAAUUUUGCUAAAUUAGUUACCACUAAAAGGGAACAUGCCAUUCUUUAUUUUUUCUAAAAUCUUAUUUAUCUCUAUAAUAAAAGGAAAAACAGGGUUCAC
Messenger RNA from Castor canadensis (American beaver), 1614 nucleotides. RefSeq names its product glucoside xylosyltransferase 2 (gene Gxylt2). Lineage: Eukaryota; Metazoa; Chordata; Mammalia; Rodentia; Castoridae. Gene Ontology annotation, biological process: protein O-linked glycosylation via N-acetylgalactosamine. The record is from RefSeq and is a predicted model, not a curated record. Gene Ontology annotation, molecular function: UDP-xylosyltransferase activity.